GCCAUUUUCUUUGACAGAUGGAAUGUGGUGUAAUGAAUUUAAUAUUAAUUUCAAACAUAAAUCAAUAAACAACUUGGGCCUCUAGCUAUAAGUGAAAUUCUAUAGGUAGAAAAACCGAUUGACCCCGACUGCCCAUAGGUGCUGUCCUGCUGUGGAAUCCCUUUGCUCAGUUUUCUCCUGUCCAAUCAGGUGGAAUGUUUCACAGGCACAUGGUUUAUACAGCUCAAAAUAACUUGGGACCUGCGAGCUGACAAAUGCUCUGGCUCCGGUGGUGACAGGUUGUCCAGCUUCUUACAGCCAUCUUCACUGAAGCUGAGGUUAACUCCUCACUCUCUAUGGACGGCCACUGUCUAUUUCCAAGGGCGUGAAGAAUUCUCUUUUUCUCCUGUGCUUUCAUCUGAAAGUUCUCCUCGGAUAUUAUCAUCACAGUGGAGUGCCUGAGCUGAACAUCCUCAUCUGGGUCAACUAAAAAAAGAAAGCAUGCAAGACGACAGCAUGGAAGCUUCUACUUCCAUUUCUCAGCUUCUGAGAGAGAGCUAUUUAGCAGAAACUAGACAUCGGGGAAACAAUGAGAGGAGUCGAGCAGAACCUUCCUCCAACCCUUUCCAUUUUGGCAGUCCUUCUGGAGCUGCCGAAGGAGGAGGCCAAGAUGACCUUCCAGAUCUUUCAGCCUUUCUGAGCCAAGAAGAAUUGGAUGAAAGUGUCAAUCUGGCAAGAUUGGCCAUCAAUCACGACCCUUUGGAGAAAGCAGAUGAAGCUCAAAUUAGAAAACAUCUUUCUUCUGAUCCGAUGAAGCACUCACCAAAAUCAAGUUUUGACUCUAACUUCUGCCAGGAUAACUCUCGAAGUGCUACCAGCUCUAAAGAGAGCCCCCAGGAGACAAAAAGGCCGCAGUAUAGUUCUGAAACCCAGUCCAAGAAAGUAUUCUUAAAUAAGGCUGCCGAUUUCAUUGAAGAGCUGUCCUCCCUUUUCAAAGCCCAUAGCUCCAAAAGGAUUAGACCUCGUGCCUGCAAAAACCACAAGAGUAAAUUGGAAUCUCAAAAUAAAGUUAUGCAGGAAAACAGCUCCAGUUUCUCAGAUCUAUCAGAAAGACGAGAAAGAUCUUCUGUUCCCAUCCCUAUCCCUACAGAUACUAGGGAUAAUGAAGUGAAUCAUGCUCUUGAGCAGCAGGAAGCGAAGAGGCGAGAAGCUGAGCAGUCUGCCAGUGAGGCAGCUGGUGGAGACACCACCCCAGGGUCUUCACCUUCAUCUUUGUACUAUGAAGAGCCUCUGGGACAACCUCCGCGGUUCACUCAAAAGUUACGGAGCAGAGAAGUUCCAGAAGGAACCAGAGUACAGUUGGAUUGCAUAGUGGUAGGAAUUCCACCACCUCAAGUAAGGUGGUACUGUGAAGGCAAGGAGCUUGAAAAUUCCCCAGACAUUCACAUCAUCCAGGCAGGAAAUCUGCACUCACUGACCAUUGCUGAAGCCUUUGAAGAAGACACAGGACGCUAUUCCUGUUUUGCUUCUAACAUCUAUGGGACAGACUCAACUUCUGCUGAGAUUUAUAUAGAAGGGGUUUCUUCUUCUGACUCAGAAGGGGACCCUAACAAGGAAGAGAUGAAUCGAAUCCAGAAGCCAAGUGAGGUGUCAUCCCCUCCCACUACCUCUGCAACCAUUCCUUCAGCAGUACCCCAAGCCCAGCAUGUGGUGGCCAAGCCCAGUGUGUCAACCAUCCAGCAGUGUCAGAGCCCCACCAACUAUUUGCAAGGAUUGGAUGGAAAACCUAUCAUUGCAGCUCCUGUGUUUACAAAGAUGUUACAAAAUUUAUCAGCCUCUGAGGGUCAGCUGGUUGUCUUUGAAUGCAGAGUAAAAGGAGCUCCAUCUCCUAAGGUUGAGUGGUACAGAGAAGGGACCUUGAUAGAAGAUUCUCCAGAUUUUAGGAUUUUACAGAAAAAACCCCGAUCCAUGGCAGAGCCAGAGGAGAUCUGCACUUUGGUCAUUGCUGAAGUAUUUGCAGAAGACUCUGGGUGCUUCACGUGUACUGCAAGCAACAAGUACGGCACCGUGUCCAGCAUUGCACAGCUGGAUGUAAGAGGAAAUGAAGACGUCAGAAAUAAUGGGUCUCUUCACUCAGCCAGCUCCACCACCAACCUGGCUGUUAUUGAGCAACAGCCAUCCUCACCCAACCCAGAGCCUCCUUCUGUGGAACAACCCCCGAAACCCAAACUUGAAGGGGUUCUGGUGAACCACAACGAGCCCCGGUCCAGCUCAAGGAUUGGGCUCCGUGUGCACUUCAACCUGCCUGAAGAUGACAAAGGAAGUGAAGCAUCCUCUGAGGGCGGCAUGGUGACCACCAACCAGAUCAGGCCUGAUUCUUUCCAGGACAGAUUCAAUGGACAGGCAGCAAAAAUCUCUGAGCCUUCUUCACCUGUCAAAGAGCCCCCUCCAGUUCUGGCCAAACCCAAACUCGAUUCCAGUCAGUUACAACAGCUUCACAACCAAGUCUUACUGGAACAACAGCAGCUGCAGAACCCACCUCCUUCAUCUCCUAAAGAGCUCCCCUUCAACAUGAGUGUUUUGAACUCCGUGGCUCCUCCAACAGUGACAAUGUCCAGCAAGCAGAUGAAGGCCCCUUCACAGACAUUCAGCUUGGCCCGGCCAAAGCAUUUCUUUCCCUCCAUGAGUACCACCGCAGCAGCCGUGUCCCCUUCCAGCUCUCCAGUGUUCACCCUGAGCAGCACUCCUCAAGCCAUUCAGAGGACAGUGAGCAAAGAAAGCCUCUUACUUUCUCACCCCUCUGUGCAAACCAAACCUCUAGGAGGGUUUUCUAUCCAAAAUGAGCCACCCCCUCCAGGUCCAAUAGAACCAGCACAACCGCCACUCACAUUUUCCAUCUCCAGUGGAAACCAGUUUCAGCCCCGCUGUGUAUCCCCAACUCCUGUCUCUCCCACCAGCCGGAUUCAGAACCCAGUGGCUUUCCUCAGCUCUGUUCUACCUUCUCUCCCUGCCAUCCCACCCACCAAUGCCAUGGGGCUGCCUAGAAGCGCACCAUCUGUGCCAUCCCAGGGACUAAUGAAGAAAAAUACAAAGUCUGCCCAACCAGUGAGUGAUGAUUACAUUCGUGAAGCUAAGAAUGCAGUGAUUCUAGACUUGGGGAAAAAAAUGAAUUUCAGUGAUGUCAGAUCAAACCAGCAGGAGUACAAAAUUUCAAGCUUUGAGCAGAGGCUGAUGAAUGAAAUAGAGUUUCGUUUGGAACGUACCCCUGUUGAUGAAUCAGAUGAUGAAAUCCAACAUGACGAGAUCCCCACGGGCAAGUGUAUUGCUCCCAUCUUUGACAAAAGACUCAAGCACUUCCGUGUCACAGAAGGCUCUCCAGUCACAUUCACCUGCAAAAUUGUUGGGAUACCUGUUCCAAAGGUUUACUGGUUCAAAGAUGGGAAGCAGAUUUCAAAGAGAAAUGGGCAUUGCAAAAUGAGGCGAGAAGAAGAUGGGACAUGUUCUCUGCACAUUGAAUCUACCACCAGCGAUGACGAUGGCAACUACACCAUCAUGGCUGCCAACCCCCAGGGGAGAAUCAGCUGUUCUGGCCACUUGAUGGUACAAGGUUUGCCCAUUCGCAGUCGACUAACAUCCGCUGGUCAGUCUCACAGAGGAAGGUCCCGAGUGCAAGAAAGAGACAAAGAGCCCCUGCAGGAGCGCUUUUUCCGACCACAUUUCCUGCAGGCUCCUGGGGAUCUGGUGGCUCACGAGGGGCGCCUCUGUCGGCUGGACUGUAAGGUGAGUGGCUUACCACCCCCAGAGCUGACGUGGCUGCUCAAUGGCCAACCUGUGCUACCAGAUGCCUCCCACAAGAUGCUGGUCAGGGAGACCGGAGUCCACUCUCUGCUCAUUGACCCACUCACUCAACGCGAUGCAGGGACCUAUACAUGCGUUGCUACCAACAAAACCGGACAGAAUUCCUUCAGUCUGGAGCUCACUGUAGUAGCCAAAGAGGUGAAGAAAGCGCCAGUUAUCCUGGAGAAACUGCAGAACAGCGGGGUUCCCGAAGGCCACCCGGUGAGGCUGGAGUGCCGCGUGAUAGGCAUGCCACCACCUGUGUUCUACUGGAAGAAGGACAAUGAGACCAUCCCUUUCACCAGAGAGAGGAUCAGUAUGCACCAGGACGCAACUGGGUAUGUCUGCCUUCUCAUCCAGCCAGCCAAGAAAUCAGACGCUGGGUGGUACACGUUGUCAGCCAAGAAUGAAGCAGGCAUCGUGUCAUGCACUGCCAGGCUGGAUAUAUACGCCCAGUGGCACCAGCAGAUCCCACAGCCCAUGUCCGUCCGGCCCAGUGGCAGUCGCUAUGGAUCUCUCACCAGUAAAGGACUUGACAUUUUCUCUGCCUUCUCUUCCAUGGAAAGCACAAUGGUGUAUUCAUGCUCUUCUCGGAGUGUAGUGGAGAGUGACGAACUUUAAGAAUGUCUGGGUGCCUGCUGUGUAAGGGGGCAGACUGUGGAGGGGGAAGGAGGACAAGCCAGACACGGUGGUUUCCAAGCAACUGGAUUUGAGUAAGUUCCCAUGCUGCUGGACCUGUGGCAAGGAAUGCUUUGAAUAAGUCAGCUAGGGACUCCUGCAGUCUUGGCUGAGGGAGAGAUGGAGGGCUGUGCCUUUUAAAGAUUCCAACAAAAAGUGAGAAUACAAUACAGAUGAACCAAAGAUGUCAUGCAGCUGCCAUCCACUGCUUUGGGAAAAAGCUAACAUGCUCCCCUGCCCCCUGCUGUGUUAGGGAUGUUUAGGCCCUUCUAGGGGCAAUUAGGGGCCAUAGGCUCGGGCUGAGAGGAGUUAGACAGUAGUGACCUUAGGUAUCACUAACUCAGCGGACAAUGCAAAGGCGAAAAGUGGGGAGGUCUGCAUCGCCUUUCGUUGAUUACAUCCAUAGCAAUGGUUUUUGUGGAUUCAUUAAAUCAGCUUGAACUUAGCAUUUAGAGAUGCAACUCAUAUAUGUGGAGAAGCACUUUUGAUUUGUUUAUCCUGGGUGUACUGAGCCACACAAUAAGGUGCCAAAAUGUGCUUGAGAUGCAAAAAAUUCAUUGAAACACUCAAUAUUGCACAGUGCACUUAUUCUGUAGCCCCACCAGCCUGUCUGUCCAUUUUCUUUUGGAUACGAUGGUGAGUGGUUUCUCUUUCCAACUUAUUAUAUCCCUAGACUCUAGAACUAAAAGUUUGUUAAUAAACCAACCAGAAAGAAGUCUUCUACAGGGUCACUUUUAAAACUACUAGCUUCAAUUGCCACUUGCAAUAUAUGCGCGAGUCAUCAUCAUCUUCCCACAAAAUACUGACCCUCCUGCUCCUCCCUUCUCCCCGAAAGUCUGGAGUGCAUGAGGCAGUGAGGAAGGAAGAGAUGCAAACAAGGAGAGAGGUGAUAGGAGAGUCUUGUUUUUCACUUGCCCCAGCAAAGCAGUGGUUGUGAAAGGAGAGGUCUUUAAGAGUUGUGGACUGCUUUGAUAUCAUUACUGAAAUUGCAUUUUCUACAUAGAAAAUGUUAUGCUAGCUGAGAAAAUGGGAGGAAUGCGGAGUAUGCAUCUUUAUUCUAACUCACAAAUUCAAAAUUGGUGCCUCUCAAUUUCUGGAAUUUUUAGACUUAAACUCACUGCGAUAUCCCCAGUGCCUAGAUGAGUGCUUAGCACACAGUAGACAUUCAGUAGAUAUUUGUUAGAUGAAUGAAUCUUGUAGUAGAAAGAGAAUCUACAAUUCACACAGCAGUGCAAAAAUUGCCCUAGGAAUUGUCGCCACAGCAUGGUUUGCUCCAGAUUCACCAGUGAAAUGAACUGGAGGUGGCUGUCUCCGACUCCCUGUGGGCAGGUCUCUGGUGGUCUCUGAGCCAGGCACCCUCUCCUGGCAUCUUACUCAAGCGAACAAGUAGUAAUUGCUUAGAAAGGCUUGAAACCUUCUUCACUUCAAGGCAAGGAUUUCCAGUAUAAAAAUAAAUUCAUUCACUCAAAAAAUCAUUUGUGUUUCUACUCUGUAUAAGAUGCUAUGCUGGAGACCGUGGGUGACACAAAGAUAUGAAUAAAACACAGUCCCGUCCUCAGUGAGCUCACAAUCUAGAAGGAGAGGUAAAAUACAAGGCAUGUAGAGUCUACUUCUCGGGGCAAAAAUCUAUUCUUUAUCAAAUAGAAGUUUCCAGUACUCUUCAUCCUAUAUUUUUCAUGACUCUAAAAUCAUCUUAUUUUCAAUCUUUAUUUCUUAAUGAAAAAAAUGCGAGAGGUUACAUUCUUAAGAAAUAAAGGUUUCAGUCAAUUAUUUAACAGAAUUAUUAGUUUUUUUACUUUUUCAUGUAUGCAGGAACAAUAGUAAAAAUAUAUGCAACUGUAAUGAAACAGAAUGCAUUUCGUACAGAACACAUCCUAUAAAAUGUUCUUUUUGCUAUUGACUUUAUUAUGAAAUCUCUUUAUGACCAGAGCACUUUCUAAUUCUAGGAUUGCUUCUCCACAGUUGUGCACCGAUCUUCUCCUUACAUCUAUUUGUAUAAACUCUAGACAGUUCUUCUGUUGAACUGUCUGGAUGAAGAAAGGAUAUUCUUCAUCUCUGUAUGUCUUACCUUUCUAAGUAUUUUUUACCUGUUGUCUAGUGUUCAACACAGAACAAAGAUAAAUAUUAUAUUUGAACACUAGGUGGAGCUGUCCAACCUAAAAUAUAGCAAACCUAAAAAUUCCUGAAAUGUGAACUAUUGGAUUUUGUUAAAGCAGGGUUUCUCAACCUCAGCAUUAUUGACAUUUUGGGCUGGAUAAUUCUUUGUUGUGGAGGACUGUCCUGCACAUUGUAGGAUGUUUAGCAGCAUCCCUGGCCUCUACCCACUAGAUGCCAAUGACAUAGCAGCCACUCUCCUGGUUGUCUCUCUAGGCCAGGCCACCCGACGUGUCUCCAGCCAUUGCCAUAUGUUUCCUGGGAGACGGGAUCUCCCCUUAUUGAGAGCCACUGUGUUGAACGAAUCAAUGCCCUGCUUUAAGAAUGCUCUUGGAAUUCAAUUACAACAAGGGAUACUAAUACAAGAAAUUUUAGUUCCGCUGGAUAUAUUUGGACUCAACGUAUCCAAAAUCAGAUUCAUCAUCUUCCCUUUCAUAAACAUUCUUCAGCGUGGUUUAAUGAUUUCUAUUAACGGCACGAUCACUUUCCUAGUUAUCCAAAUAAAAAGCAUCCAAGUCAUUUUUUUUCUUCCUCUAUCCAAUCAAUCAACAAAUCCUGUUCAUUCUAACUCUACUAUUUCUUUUAUAUUCAGGCCUUCUUUUCCAUCCCCAUCCAUUCCAAUUCACCAGUUCAGACUUUCAUUACUUUCUUAAUUUCCCUCAGUACUUCCGACUUCAACCAUAAUAAGAGACUAACUGGUCUUCUGGCCUCUAGUUCCGCUGUUUCUCCCCACUUGAAUCUAGCCUGGAUCUCAGCAUCAGAUCAUUCUUCCUGAAGUACUGCUCCAAUCAUAUCAUUCCCCAAUUUUCAACCCCCCGUGGCUCCUUGGAGCCAAUCCAGGUACCCGCUGUUCUGCCCUGUGGUAUUCAAGGCAAGUCAAUAUGCUCCCAAAGCUUUUCAUCCGCUGCUCAGAAAACACACCUAGUGCACCAGCAAAUUUAAGAUAAGCCCCUGCUUUCCAGCUACAGUCCACUCUUUGCCUCCAUCGGGAAGGCUCUCUCCCCAGUCUCCGCCUACGGAAACCUUAACUGUUCCUUACAGUCCAUCUCCAACGCUACUGACUCUGAAAUAUUUUCUUAUCCCCCAGACCUCAAUCAAAUAUAAUUCUACUUUCUUUGAAAGCUUACAGCAAAUUUCUUGAGGCUGGAAGAAGAGAAGUUUACUUUGUACAGUAUUUUAUAUAAAACACAGCCUCCAUAUACCUGCCUGUCCCUCUGCUCGCACUAGCCCAGUCUUGCCUGCACUAGAUUUUAGCUACUUCUUAGUAAGGACUGUGUCAGAAGUUUGCCAUGUGCCUUAUACAGAGUAAGCACUCAAUAAAUAUUUAUCAACCUAAAUUGAACUUAAAAAUUCUAUGUAAGUCAGUGUGUUUUUAAACAAAGUGAAUUGAAUUCGGAGCAGUGGUUCUUAACCUCGGCUACACAUUACAAUCUCCUGGUGAGCUUUGAAAAAUCCCGAUGUCCAGGCCACAACCCCAAAUCGGUGAGCUCUGGGGUCAUGGCACAGGCAUGAGUAGUUUUUAAAGCUUCCCAGGUGAUUCCAAUGAGCAGCUGAGGUUGAAAAAAAUCAUUUUAUUACCAUGAUUUGAUCACACAAGCUACCCAGCAAGGUCCAAAGGGCUGCAGACGGCAUAAGGCUAUACUGUCGGCCUGGAUGAAGAGCGUACCCUCCCUUUUUGCACAUGCAGUGCGUGCCUGGGAAGUAGAAACAAACACGCCCUUUAGCCUUGUUAGACCCUACUAUUUUGCUCUACGCUCAUUAAACACAGAGCACUCAUGAAGGCCCCAGAGUAAGCUCAAAAACCUGCAGAAAGGCACUGGGGGCAGAGGGAGGUCGGUGCAGCUCUUCUGGCCCUUUGUUUCAAAAAGCAGCCCAGAUCCCAAAAGUACCCUUCUCUCCAAACAACUGAAGGUUUUUCAUAACUUGAUUAGCCAUGGAAACGGGGAUCAGAGGGAAAAUGGAGAAAGAAAACAUACCAUUAAAACCAAACUGCUUUGUGGCCGGCCAGUGGCGCAGUGGUUAAGUUCGUGCGCUCCACAUCUGUGGCCCAGGGUUCGCAGGUUUGGAUCCUGGGCACAGAUCCAGCACCACUCAUCAAACCACGCUGUCGCAGCACCCCACAUAAAAUAGAGGAAGUUUGGCACAGAUGUUAGCUCAAGGUCAAUCUUACACACACACACACACACACACACACACGCACACAAACCAAACCGCCUUUUGGAAACAUAGCACCCUUCAGCAAAGUUAGGUUUUAAUCUGAAUUGCCAAAUAGUGGGACUGGUUUGAAUACAUCUUUCUCAUUUUAUUCCUCACUUAACUUUUCUAGGCAUCCAAUGAGAUUAAAUGGUUAGGAGACAAGCAGUUGGGUAGAGCCAGAGGUUUGAAUGAGACAGCAUGGAGAAUAAUUCCCGGGGGAGUCAAAGCUGACUUUUGUGACAACAGGUUAAUUUGGAUAUUCCUCAAAUGAUAAAUGGGUUGCCAUCUAGAUGUUCACUGUAAAUUUGUUGUUUAAAACUCAGAAUAUAUUUCCUCACAUAUCCACAUCACCCAAUGCUAGAUUCCCAAGUGAACCCAAAAGAAGUCUAAUUCAUGACUGAGUUACAGUAUCUAUUACACUAGAUUGGGUUAUAACCCCAAGAAGAGGGACCUAGGCAAAGCAGCCAAUAGGAAAAGAGAGACUACUUUCCCCUCCUUUUUUGUGUCUAUGAUGUGUCAAAGCUGGAGUGAUUAUGGUCCUUUCUGCAUCUAUCCCCUGUUCCAUGUUUUUCUCCCCAGAUGCCCUGUGCCCCAUGUUCUGUAAUCCCUGCUGUAACCCAUCCCUUCACACCCCUUCCCCACGGCCUGCCAGCAUGCUUCAUGCUCCAAAAUAACCUAACUCCAGUUCCAUGCAUCGUGGCUCGUUGUCCAGAAGAAAGCAGUCCAAUUGAACAAAUUCUGAAUGCCUGAGAGUCUUUUAACUUCACAGAGGUGCUGCAUUUUUUAAAGCAGUUGCAUUCUUACUCCUGUCAACUUCUAAUUGAUAGAAUUCCUGGCAAAGUUAAAAAAAAAAAAAAGGCUAUGAAGAGAGGUCUAGAAAACUGACUGGGUCACACACCCAAGUUGUUCUUGUUGAUCACAGCCUCCCCCUGUCCUCCUCUUCCUCACACACUCCCAAACUACUUUCCAAGCUGAGCUCCUGGACUGUGUAUACGGGCUAUUUAUAAGCUGGUUGUAAACUCAAAGGCAAAUUUACUCAUAAUGACCAUUAUUCAAGGUCACUUCCAGAGUCUUUGGGUAACCUGGACUCAAAGUAUUUCUGCUGAAGGUUGAGUUGAAAAUCAACGUGCCUUACCAGUUGAACAGUUACUUAGAUUGCAAUAGGGCUUGUUGGAGUCCUUUUCACCACUAAUUGCCUUUUCUAGUUUUAAGCGGAUCAAUAUUUCAGAAAGUUAAUUAAUGAAGCAUUGUUUGAAGAAUGUCAAGCAUCUUGUAAACUUUGACAAUGCAGUGGUCAUCAGUAUGCUAAAAAAGUUGCCAAUACCAUGUUUUUAAAAAUCUGUGCAGCGCAAAAAAAAAAA
This is a messenger RNA of Equus caballus (horse), 10205 nucleotides long. It is a transcript of the gene MYPN, whose product is annotated as myopalladin. Gene Ontology annotation, cellular component: axon; plasma membrane. The record is from RefSeq and is a predicted model, not a curated record. Gene Ontology annotation, biological process: dendrite self-avoidance; homophilic cell-cell adhesion; axon guidance. Lineage: Eukaryota; Metazoa; Chordata; Mammalia; Perissodactyla; Equidae. Gene Ontology annotation, molecular function: cell-cell adhesion mediator activity.